Molecule: messenger RNA, 501 nt
Organism: Ostertagia ostertagi
Lineage: Eukaryota; Metazoa; Nematoda; Chromadorea; Rhabditida; Trichostrongylidae
Source: the annotation of a GenBank genome assembly
AUGGAAGUGACUUUUCCCGAACCGAAUAGGGAGAAGUACUAUGCGGUCGCACGUGGUUACGCAGUUGGGGUAUUCACUGACUAUGAGGACACAGAAGACUACCCUCAGCCAUUGCACAAGAAGUUUGAUAACUUGGACGAGGCGGUAUCAUAUUUCAACAAAUAUUUCCGUGGAACUGAAAAAGGAGAGAAUGGCAACCAAGAGAAGGUCAAGCCGACUGAAGUAGCUCUGAAAAAGAGAGAGGAGAAAGGUGUGACAUAUUACGCAGUGGCUAGAGGGCAUACGACAGGAGUGUUCACUUCAUGGGAGGAGUGCAAAAAACAAACAACUGGCUUCAAAGGUGCAAAGUUUAAGAAGUUUGACAAUGAGGAGGAAGCGACUAUGUUUGCUGAAGGGAAAACUCUCAAACAAAUAGAAGAGGCGAAGUCCAAUCGCAAGCGUGAGGCGGCCUCUUCUAGUGGAGCUGACACCCCAGAACCGCAGAAAAAGCAGAAGAAGUGA